AUGAAGCUGCUGAGCUGGAACUGCCAAGGGCUUGGGAACCCUUGGACAGUUCGAAGCCUUCACAAAAUGGUGAAGGAUCAAGCUCCCAAUAUUUGUUUCCUUAUGGAAACAAGGCUGGACAAGAAAGGUUAUAAGAAGCAUUGUAAGGACCUGCCAUUUCCCAAUCAAAUCAUUGUGAAAAACCCAAAUUCUGGAGGCGGUUUAGCUCUGAUCUGGAAACAUGGAGUGGACGUGGAUGUUAUCAAUUUUACACAAAACCACAGUUUAGCAAGGGUGAGGGAGGAGGACGGUUUUGUGUGGUACAUGACUGGUUUUUAUGGCUGGCCAGAUUCUUCACAGAAAUCCAAGUCGUGGGCUUUACUCCAUCAUUUGAUGUCUUUCGUAGAGGGUCCGUGGAUGUGCAUAGGGGAUUUCAACGCCAUUUUGCAUUUGCAUGAGAAACAGAGUGCUCGGGCACCUCCAUACAGCCAAAUGGAUGAGUUCAAGGAAGCUUUGGAAAAGUGUCACCUAACUGAUUUGGGGUUUGUUGGGUAUCCUUUCACCUGGAAUAACAAACGUCCUGGAUUGGCCAACACUAGGCAGCGCUUAGAUCGUGCAGUAGCAACAGAAAGUUGGAAAAUGAAAUUUUCGGUUAGAACUUCUAGAAGCAGUGGUGCAAGGGUUCCAAGACCAUUCAAGUUUGAAGAGUCAUGGUUACUGUGGGAGGACUGUGAAGCAAUGGGCUCCACCAGAACCCACCCUGAUACAGAGAGAAUCAAAACUCUCCAAAAAAGAGUGGAAGACCUCAACAAGGAAGAGUCAACGGAUGACAGUAAGGUUGAAUUCUUAGCAAUAAGUAAGGAGCUGGAUGAUCUUUUAAUGAAGCAAGAGAUUUAUUGGGCACAAUGCUCAAGGAUCUCAUGGCUAAAGCAUGGGGAUAAGAACACGAAAUUUUUUCACUCUAAGGCAUCAAAUAGAAGAAGGAGAAACUUGAUUCAGGGUAUAAGAACACAAGACAAUAGGUGGGUGGAAGACAUAUCAGAUAUUGGUCAGGUAGCCACCAGUUAUUUUGAGAGGAUGUUUACAGCAGGUACAUGUGACCGGAUGGAGGAGUGUUUGAAUGCCGUUCAACAAAAAAUCACUGAAGAUAUGAAGGAGUUUUUGACCAGGGAUUACAGUGUGGAUGAGAUCAAAGCAGCGUUGUUCCAAAUGGGACCAACAAAGGCUCCUGGACCCGACGGUAUGAAUGCACUUUUUUACCAAAAAUUUUGGAAUAUUGUUGGUGAUGAUGUUGUUGUAGCGGUAUUAGAUUUUCUAAAUUCUGGAAAUAUGGACCCUGCUGUGAAUUAUACACAUAUUAUUCUGAUCCCAAAAAUCAAAUCCCCAGAAAAAAUGUCUGACUAUAGACCUAUCAGUCUUUGUAAUGUCAUAUAUAAAAUCAUUUCUAAAGUCCUAGCCAACAAACUGAAACAAAUUCUUCCCCAGAUAAUCUCUUCGACCCAGAGUGCCUUUGUUCCCAGCCGCCUUAUAACUGAUAAUAUUUUGGUGGCUUAUGAAUGUUUACAUGCCAUGCAUUUUCGUAAAAAAGGAAAAAAGGGCUCUAUUGCUCUGAAACUAGACAUAAGUAAAGCUUAUGACAGGGUUGAGUGGGCCUUUCUUAAAGGCAUUAUGGAAAAGAUGGGGUUUCCUUUGAUUUGGAUUGAUCGGGUCAUGUCUUGUGUUACCACUCCUUCUUUCUCUGUAUGUAUUAAUGGUAAACCCUUUGGUAAUAUCUCUCCAUCUAGGGGGAUCCGACAAGGAGACCCAUUAUCUCCUUAUUUGUUUCUCCUAUGUGCAGAGGGGUUUACUUCACUUCUGGCCAAAGCUGAGAUGGAGGGGCAGAUUCAUGGGAUGUCCAUUUGCAGAAGUGCUCCCUGUAUUUCUAACCUUCUAUUUGCAGAUGAUUCUCUAGUAUUCUGCCAGGCAAACCGAGGAGAGGUGCAGGGGUUGAUGGAGAUCUUGGAGUUGUAUGCUUCAGCUUCAGGGCAAUGCAUAAAUUUGGAAAAGUCUUCCGUUUAUUUUAGCAGCAAUACUGAAGCAAGGCACAGGGAAGAGAUUAAAAACAUGUUAGGGGUACAGGAAGUUGCAAGAUUUGAAUCUUAUUUAGGGCUACCAACCUUGAUUGGUAGAUCUAAAUAUCAAACUUUCUCCUUUCUCAAGGAUAGAAUUUGGAAAAAGCUCCAGGGUUGGAAGGGUAAACUGUUGUCGAGGGCGGGGAAGGAGGUACUAAUAAAAGCUGUAGCUCAAUCUAUCCCCACAUACACUAUGGGGGUUUUUCUUUUACCUCUGAAGCUCUGCAAUGAACUCAAUGCUAUGUGUGCUCGAUUUUGGUGGGGUCAGGUGGGUGAUGAAAGGAAGAUCCAUUGGAAGAGUUGGGAUUCGAUGUCUAAGCCAAAGAGAGAAGGGGGCAUGGGAUUUAGGGACAUUCGGUGCUUUAAUUUGGCAAUGCUUGCCAAGCAAGGAUGGAGGCUGAUCCAGGAUACAGGUUCAUUGGUAUAUGCUUGUUUCAAGGCUAGGUACUUUCCAAGGUGCAGUUUCUUGGAGGCUAAAGAUGCUUCCAACAGCUCGUAUGUUUGGAAAAGUAUUCUAGCUGCUCAAGAAAUUCUGAAAAAUGGAUGUUGCUGGCGGGUGGGAACUGGAGUUGAUAUUAGAGUUAUGGCAGAGAAGUGGAUACCGAAUCAUCCUAGUAACAUGGUGAUUCACCAACCACAGGAGGUAGAAUGGGAAUGGAGGGUGGUGGAACUAAUAGACUGGAAUGUUGGUGCCUGGAAUAAAAAUUUGAUAGAGAUGAAGUUCCAUAAAGAAGAUGCUGAUGCAAUCCUUAGAAUCCCACUUAGUAGAAGAUUCGUGGUUGACUCUAUUUUUUGGCUCUUUAACAGAGAUGAGGACUAUUCUGUCAAGUCUGGUUAUAAGGUAGCAUGUAAAGUCAGGAAGGAAGCAAGCAUGCAGGGGGAAAGCUCAAUGGCAGGAGAUAGUCAGUUGGUGUGGAGAAAGAUAUGGCAGAUGCACAUCCCAAAUAAAAUUAAAGUCUUUGUGUGGCGGGCUUGUCAUGGCAUUCUACCUACUCGGGCCAACCUGCUUCAAAAACAUGUAGUUGAAGAUAGUACAUGUGUACUCUGUAAAUGUACUAGUGAAACAGAGCUGCAUGUGUUGUGGGAAUGUGGCGUGGCUCAAGACAUAUGGGCUGGGAGCAUGAGGAAGCUACAGAAAGGACAUGAUUUUCUGCAAUUGGUGGAGGAAUUAAUGCUGAAGCUGUCACGGGAGGAGCUGGAGUUGUUUUUUGUACAGGCUUGGCUUAUAUGGACUCAGCGCAAUACAGUGACGUUUGGUGGAGUGAUUCAGGACCCUUCUCGGCUGGUGAAGAGAGCUGGUGAAUACUUGGAGGAGUUUAAAAUGUCCCAAGUCCAGCUGGCUAUGUCGACAGUUAGUGCGAGAAGCUCAAGAUGGAUUCCCCCGCCAGGCUUGAGUUACAAGCUCAACUUUGAUGCAGCCAUCUUCCAGGACGGUGAGGCGUCGGGUUUCGGGGUGGUAAUUCGGAAUAAUGGUGGGGAGGUUAUGGCGGCUUUUUCUGCAAGAGGACCGGCCAUCUCUGACAGUGAGGAAGCGGAAGUUUUGGCUUGUAGGAAGGCGUUGGAGUUUGCUGCAGAUUCGGGCUUCACUGAGCUGAUACUUGAAGGAGACAACUCGGUGGUUAUGAACGUCAUUUCAAGCUCACGCAUGUUCCAGUCCAGGUUGGGCCAUCUGUAUUCCGACGUCAACUGCCUGGCUACGGGACUACCUGUACUUUCGCUAUCCUGUGUGGCUCGUUCAGCUAAUUCCGUGGCGCACUCUCUAGCUCGUUUUGCACAAUGUAUCAAUGAGGAUAUGAUUUGGCCGGAGGAAUCUCCUCAACCGGCCUUGGAAGCUUUGUACUUUGAUGCACACUAA
Messenger RNA from Quercus lobata, 3945 nucleotides. RefSeq lists its product as uncharacterized. Bases 1 to 3945 code for a protein of 1314 amino acids. The record is from RefSeq and is a predicted model, not a curated record. The transcript is spliced from 3 exons. NCBI's taxonomy places the organism in Eukaryota, Viridiplantae, Streptophyta, Magnoliopsida, Fagales, Fagaceae. Gene Ontology annotation, molecular function: nucleic acid binding; RNA-DNA hybrid ribonuclease activity.